AUGUUAGCAGACUUGCUAAAGGAAACCAAGGCAACAAUAAAGGAAGGUUUACAAGAAGCUCGAGAAAGGGAAGAAAUAUUCCACAAAUCAUUAGAGGAAGGUUUACAAGAAACUAGAGAAAGGGAAGAAAUAUUCCACAAAUCAUUAGAGAAAGGUUUACAAGAAAUUAGAGAAUCAUUAAAGGAAGAUUUACAAGAAACCAAAGAAAGCUUAGAAAAAUCGUUUAAGGAAACUCUAGCACAAGAGAUCAAAAUAUCGCAAAUGAAGAUAGAAUAUAAUCUGAAGAAGGAAAUGCAGAAGUUACAAGAACGACUGAAGAUGGAUAUCAACGAGAGAGAGAGUAAGCUACAGAAGAGCAUAGACCAAGUCCAGGGAAACGUGGAGAAGAUGGAAGGAAAGUUAACAAAAAAGAUGGAAGAUGAUAUUGAAGAAACUAAAGCCGAAUUGGAAGAAAGGAUCACCGAAGUGGAAACAAAUUGCAAUCAUCGAAUCGCCGAGGUAACGCAGAUGCAGAAACAAUGCAAUGAUGUGGUUAAGGGGAUAGGAGAUAGGCAAAACCAACUGGCUGUCAAUCUGAGAAAUGCUAUAGCCAUGCAACGAGAAGAGGAUAACAAGAGGGUUGCAAUGGAGGUCAGGCAAUUACAACAGGGAGUGCAACAAUUGGAGAGCAAGACAGAAGAAAUUGAUAAACGAAUUAGCAAUGCCACUUUAACCGUUGGGGAAGGAAUAGAUUGGUUGAAUGAAGUUGAUGCAGUAGUGAGUUUUGAUGAAGGUACUAUCAAGGUCAAAGGAAGAGAGGGAGAAGAGAAGAGGUUAAAGUUUGCUGAGGGUAGUGCAAUCAAAGAAGAGGAAGAAUUUAAAAGGAUAAGUUUGUGUUAUGAAGAGGAACCCACAGUAGGAUACAGGGAAGAGGAACUAGAAGAAGAAGUGUUAAUGUUCUUUGAGGGAUUAGCACGAGAGGAUCGACGUAAAGAGGAUAAGAUCAGUAAAAGGUUGGAGGAAAUGACACACCUAGAUGGGGAGAUUAAGAGGAAAUUAGCCACAGUAUUAUACAGGCGUCAUAAGAUGUUGCUGGCAUUGCCGCCAUCACCACCAUCACCACUGCUGCCACCACCACCACCACCACUGUGCUCACCUCUGCCACAGCCAGCAGGAGCUACCUAA
Molecule: messenger RNA, 1164 nt
Organism: Schistocerca nitens (vagrant locust)
Lineage: Eukaryota; Metazoa; Arthropoda; Insecta; Orthoptera; Acrididae
Product: paramyosin-like
Exons: 3
Coding region: 1-1164 (387 amino acids)
Source: RefSeq, a predicted model, not a curated record